Molecule: messenger RNA, 2285 nt
Organism: Neomonachus schauinslandi (Hawaiian monk seal)
Lineage: Eukaryota; Metazoa; Chordata; Mammalia; Carnivora; Phocidae
Gene: MIER2
Product: MIER family member 2
Exons: 13
Coding region: 183-1763 (526 amino acids)
Biological process (GO): negative regulation of transcription by RNA polymerase II
Cellular component (GO): nucleoplasm
Molecular function (GO): transcription corepressor activity; histone deacetylase binding
Source: RefSeq, a predicted model, not a curated record
UACCUGCUCCUCGGCGUCCUGCAGAGACAUCUGCCAGUGGGUUCCAGACCAGCCGAGCCAACCUUGCUUCUGUUCCUCCGCAGGCCUCCUCACUGGAAAGGCAGAGCCCUGGUGUGGCCUCCUGCCUCGCUCACAGCCUGUGCCCGGGGGAGCCCAGCUUGCAGACCGCAGCAGUGGUGUCCAUGGGCUCUGCAGACCAUCAGUUCAACCUCGUAGAGAUCCUGUCCCAGAACUACGGCAUCCGGGAGCAGUGCGAGCAGCCCGUGGGAGACCCAGAGAAGCCCGAGGGGGAGCUGGAGAAGGACUUCAUUGCCCAGAGUAGCGACAUGCCCCUCGAUGAGCUGCUGGCCCUCUAUGGUUAUGAGGCGUCAGACCCCAUCUCGGAGCGGGAGAGCGAGGGCAGUGACAGCGCAGCCAACCUCCCGGACAUGACCCUGGACAAGGAACAAAUAGCGAAGGAUUUGCUUUCAGGGGAAGAAGAGGAAGAGACACAGUCGUCAGCCGAUGACCUGACCCCGUCUGUGACCUCCCAUGAGGCCUCUGACCUUUUUCCUAACCGGAGUGGACCCUGCUUCCUGGCUGAUGCAGACAAAGAGCCUAGCUCUUCCACCUCUUCCGACACAGAGGAGGACCCUCUUCCUGCCAACAAAUGUAAGAAGGAGAUCAUGGUUGGGCCUCAGUUCCAAGCCGACCUCAGCAGCCUGCAGUUGGACCGCCACGGUGAGAAACUCUAUGAGAAUGACGACCAGUUGCUCUGGGACCCCAACAUCCUCCCUGAGAGGGAGGUGGAGGAGUUCCUGUACCGGGCAGUGAAACGGAGGUGGCACGAGAUGGCUGGGUCGCAGCUCCCGGAGGGAGAAUCAGUGAAAGACAGUGAGCAGGCGCUUUACGAGCUGGUGAAAUGCAAUUUCAAUGCAGAGGAGGCUCUGCGGAGACUGCGGUUCAAUGUGAAGGUGAUCCGAGAUGGGUUUUGCGCUUGGAGCGAAGAGGAGUGCAGGAACUUUGAGCAUGGCUUCCGAGUGCACGGGAAGAAUUUCCACCUGAUCCAGGCCAACAAGGUGCGCACCCGGUCCGUGGGCGAGUGUGUGGAGUACUACUACCUGUGGAAGAAGUCUGAGCGCUACGACUGCUUCUCCCAGCAGACGAGGCUGGGCCGGAGGAAAUAUGGCCCGCCGGGAGCCACGGAUGCAGACCAGGACCUGGACGUCAGCGACCCCGACGGCACUGGUCGCCCCCGCUCGUCGCCGCCCCUGCCCCCUGCUGCUGACAGCCUGGGCUCUGGGCAGGACCCCUUGGCGCGGAUGCACACAGAGCCGCUGAGUGUAGACAGCGCGGCCGGCAGUCUCAGUGAGCCUGGGGAGAGCUCCGACAGCCUCCCGUCCUCCGAGCCGGGGCCUUGUCCGUUCCAGCAGCUGGACACGCCCCCAGCCGUGCCCCUGCCCAGGCGGCCCCCUGCCCUGGCCGAGCCAGCCUUCUACCCCCCGGCCACAGCCCCUCCAGAGCCCGGCAGCAGCCCGAGACUAGCUGUGGACUUGACCCUGCCCGGGGCCCUCCCGGAGGAGCUGCCUCUCAUCUCCAGCCGUGUGGACGUGAACGGAGAGCCUGAGGAGGCCGUGGCUCCGGCACAAGUGGCCUUGUCGGUCACCGAGUUUGGACUCAUCGGCAUUGGGGAUGUGAAUCCCUUCCUGGCUGCCCACCCAGCGUGCCCAGCCCCCGGGCUGCACUCGGAGCCCCUGUCACACUGUAACGUGAUGACCUGUUGAUCCCUGGCCACGGGUGGGCGUGCGUGGCCCGGACUGGACGUGGGGCCACCGCGGGGCCUGCCUCUGCCAGUCUUCCCGACCCCUCCCCUCCUCGUGGGCCUCGGGUAACGCCUCCUCUGCUUCAGAACACGGCAAGGACAGGGUGAGUGGUGGCCGGGCCGCUGCCCUGCCGCCCUCACACACAGGAUGGUGCCCUCGGUGCCCGGCACCACGGUCCGUGCUGUCCAGGCUGCUGCCCCCAGCGCAGGACCCAUCGGGCGGCCAGAGGCGGAGGGCCCGGCCCCGUCUAGCCAGCAGAGGCGAGGAAGGUGGGGAGAUGGGGCAGGAUGCUGCCCCCACCAGCAGCCUCUGCCCGGGGCACCCUCAGCACUCCGCUUGGCUCCAUCUCCCUGCACCCGGCAGGGCCACAGUCUGCCCCAGCCCGGGGGUCGUGGGCAGCUGCUACUCGGUGCCAAACCCCGUGGGGCACAGAGCCAUAUACCUCGACGUCGGCCCCGCCUGCCCUUGACCUCCACCCUGCUC